Molecule: messenger RNA, 375 nt
Organism: Haemorhous mexicanus (house finch)
Lineage: Eukaryota; Metazoa; Chordata; Aves; Passeriformes; Fringillidae
Product: feather beta keratin-like
Exons: 1
Coding region: 1-312 (103 amino acids)
Cellular component (GO): intermediate filament
Molecular function (GO): structural constituent of cytoskeleton
Source: RefSeq, a predicted model, not a curated record
AUGGCCUGCUACAACCGCUGCAGUCCCUGCGGACCCACCCCGCUGGCCAACAGCUGCAACGAGCCCUGUGCCCUGCAAUGCCAGAACUCCAGCGUCAUCAUCGACCCUUCCCCUGUGCUGAUCACCCUGCCAGGACCCAUCAUGACCUCCUUCCCCCAGAACACCGCCGUCGGAUCCACCUCCUCCGCUGCUCUGGGCACUGACCUCAAUGCCCAGGGACAGCCCAUCUCUGGUGGAUUUGGCUUUGGUGGCUUUGGCUACAGCCUGGGAGGCCUGGGCUGCUAUGGCAGGAGGGGCGGCUACAUCUGCUAAGGACCCUCGGCACCACCCCUGACACCACCAACUCUAGUAACAGCUCCUGCAAGCAAAGCACCU